AUGCCAGAUCAUGGUUUUACAGGUCGGCGUGUAAAGGGUUGCAGUGUGAUCGGCGAGGCCCACAUCGCUGUGCCGGAUGAUAUGGCUGAGCUCGCUAGUUGGGGAUGUGGCUUGCAGGACUCCUUUCAAAGGAAGACCAAGCUUAUAUGCACUAUGGGUCCAUCAUGUUGGGAUGUUGAUAUUCUGGUGAAGAUGAUCGAUCAGGGUAUGAACGUGGCGAGGUUCAACUUCUCUCAUGGUGAUUUCGAGAUUCAUAGUAGAACUCUGAGGAAUCUGAAGGAUGCACUCAGGGAGCGGCCAAAUGACGAUGUAUCCAUCAUGCUCGAUACCAAGGGACCCGAGAUCCGUUCGGGUUUCUUUGCUGCUGGUGGUAAGGUCGAGCUCGAGGCCGGUCAGGACUUGAUCCUCACUACUGAUUACUCCUUCAAGGGUGAUGCUCACAAGAUUGCCUGCACCUACCCCAAGCUCCCUCAGAGCGUCAAGCCCGGCUCCAUCAUCCUUAUGGCCGAUGGUACGGUUAACCUGGAGGUUGUUGAAUGCUACGAGGACAGCGUUAAGACUCGUGUCUUGAACCACGCUAUCAUCGGGUCGACCUUCCCUGCAUUGGUGAGAAGGAGGCAACGAUAUCCUCAACUGGGGACUUCCCAACGGAAUCGAUUUCAUUGCCGUCUCCUUCGUCCAGCAUGGCGAUGA
Molecule: messenger RNA, 693 nt
Organism: Perkinsus marinus ATCC 50983
Lineage: Eukaryota; Perkinsozoa; Perkinsida; Perkinsidae
Product: pyruvate kinase, putative
Exons: 2
Coding region: 1-693 (230 amino acids)
Biological process (GO): glycolytic process
Cellular component (GO): cytoplasm
Molecular function (GO): pyruvate kinase activity; magnesium ion binding; potassium ion binding
Source: RefSeq, a predicted model, not a curated record